CAGAGACGAACGUGAUGCAAAAAUUCGCGCAGUGUUGCGCGCGGUUGAUAUUGAUAUUAGUGUUUUGUGGUUCAAGCAAAAGUACUUCUGUAGAGAAAAUUAUUUCACAAUAUAGUCACUUCACUUCCUUUAUCAGGGUGAUGUUUGACAUCAAGAUAUAGCAAUCAAAUUUCGGAUGAUCACUUUUCUUUUCUACACCCCCUCGUUGAACUACUAGCGCCCCCUAUGGCUGGCCUGGACGACUACAAGUUCUACAUGGCAGCACGCGGGGAAGACUCUCCGUUCUGGGAGCGUCGUCUGCCGGAGCGUCGGGCGGGGGGCAGUGCUCGCCCAACGUCCCUCCCCCUGCCCGAGCAGACGACCGAGCCGGCCACCUCCCCCAACACCCAGUACCUGGUGGUGGCCACGAACGCGGCCGGACUGAUUGUGGAGCACGUUCUGACGCACCCGUUUGUGGUGCUGCGCCGGCAGUGUCAGGUGAAUGCCACUGCCCGUCGCUACCACCUGACGCCGGUCACUCUAGCGCCGGUGUUGUUCAACCUACACCGCCAUCAGGGACUGGGGGUUCUCUGGAAGGGACUGGGGAGUGCGGUGAUCGUGAAGGGCCUCCGACUGGCCGCUGAGGAUCUGGUGAGCAAGGUGGCACCCUGGCCGCGGGAGCUGGCCCGCGGCAGCUCUGCGCGCCAGGCCGGCCGCCACCUACUGCUGAAGACGGCCGGCCUGAUCGCCGCGGCUCCGUUCUCGGCAGCGAGUCUGACAGAGUCGGUACAGUCGGAGGUGGCCAGCGAGCGGCCGGGCGUGCUGGACGUGUUCACAGAGGGAGCGUUCCGCGCCGUGGCCGGUCUGACGCCGUACAGCGGCGGGCGUCUGCUGCCAGUGUGGACCCUGGUCGUACCGGCUGCUCUGCACGGUAUCCUGCACUACAUCCUGAGCGCUAUCGGCGCCGAGGUCGCCUCUGCUGUGCUCCGCAUCCUACGUGACCGAGCCGAGCGGCGACGCGGGGCGGUGCCGCGCGCGCGUCAGCCCCUGGACAGGUGCCACCAGCAGCUGGCCGUGGCGGCGGUGGGUCGCUACUCGGCCGACCUGCUGCUCUACCCGCUGGAGACGGUGCUGCACCGGCUGCAGCUGCAGGGCACGCGCUCCAUCGUGGACAACCUGGACACAGGGUCCUCGGUGCUGCCCGUCAGCACGCGCUACGAGGGUGCCCUCGACUGCUUCUUCACCAUCCUAGAAGACGAGGGCGUGUCGGGUCUGUACAAGGGAAUCGGUACACUGGCGGCUCAGGCGGCUACGCACGCUGCGGCGCUGUACGCGGCUCGCUGGAUAAUCGGCCAGGUGGCGCUGCUGGCUGCCGAUCAGCCGCCGCCCUCAGGAGCCGCCUCUAGGGACAACCUGACGCAGAUGCUGGAAACACCCGUGUCAGGGAUCCCCGGCGCAGGAGAGCCCGACGACUCCGAGCUCGACGGUCGGUGGAGGGAGGUGCGCACUCCUCUGACGCCGGCGGCUGAUAGGUAUGAUCGGUAUGCCGCCGAGUUCGAUCGGUACGCGGGAUUCGAUAGGUACCGAGACCAGUUUUGAGAGGGUUAGCUAUAGGAAGUCAGAGAAAUAUGUCUGGGCCACGUUGAUGGCAGGCCAGUACCUAUUGAGCAGCGAGGAAUGCGUGAACGAAAGAUUUAGGAUAUGCGUGGCCUGUAAUGAGCCGUUGGUGCAAUUAAAAGCACUUGGUAUCAGUCUGCGUGAUUAGUCAUUUCAUUUGUGAGGUUGAGCUUGAUUGUGGCUGCUUUUGUCAGCUAGUUCGCAAUGUGUAUAGCUGAUUUAUUUCUGGGUCGCUGCGGCUAUGUCACUGACAACAGUUAUUAUUGUAGUCAGGCAGUAAAAAAUAUCCAGCUCCAAGCAUUUGUUAUGCUUCAAACCAGGGCUGCGGAGUCGAUGGAUUUUCGGCGACUCCGACUCCGACUCCGGCUUUCAAAAACCAGCUCCGACUCCAACUCCGACUCCGGGCAGAAUUGUCGACUCCGACCGACUCCAACUCCCGACUCCGACUCCGCAGACCUAGCAGGGCUGCGGAGUCGACAGAUUUUCGGUGACUCCGACUCCGACUCCGACUCGGGUUUCUAAAAUCGACUCCGACUCAGACUCCGACUCCGGUCACAACUGUCGACUCCGACCGACUCCGACUCCGACUCCGACUCCGCAGCCCUGCUUCAUACCAGUAUCAUGGUCAGCGAACUUGUUUGAGAAGUUGUAAGCCGACUUUGCUGCUCGUGACGAGCUUGGUUGAGAACGAUUUGUGAUAGUGGUGAAGUCACGCAGGGCGAGCGUGUGUUAUGCAUGAAGGCGCUGUUUUUGUUGCAUUUGCCCAUUUGAAUGCCAGAUUUGUGUUAUGUCAGUUAAUUGACAGAUUUAACUGGCUUUUACUGACGCUUGAAGACGAGUAAUGUGGAUGCCAGGAAUUUGGCUCGUUCAGUCGGCGAAUUGAGCCUCGGUUUCGCCCACUCAUUUGGCGAACACCUGAAACCCGUCGAAUCGGUGGAGGCGCAUUGUGCCAUGUUGCCGACUGAGUGCGGCCCAUCCCUGCUCGAUACCACCGGUGGCCCAUUAGGUCUACCGAUAGAGAUUAGGCCUCGUGGCGAGCAGACACCGUGUCGUCUUUGUGAGGGCCUGUAACCAUACAUCCCGUGUAUGAUUGAGAUCCAACGGGUCGCCUGUGGCCUGCCCUACCAGUCAUUUAUGCCAUUGAAUGGCUGUUUGAUCUGUGCAGUUGGCGCCCCAAGAUGCAAUAAAUAAAUCGGACGAUGUGCU
Messenger RNA from Amphibalanus amphitrite, 2802 nucleotides. RefSeq names its product solute carrier family 25 member 46-like. The transcript is spliced from 2 exons. NCBI's taxonomy places the organism in Eukaryota, Metazoa, Arthropoda, Thecostraca, Balanomorpha, Balanidae. Gene Ontology annotation, cellular component: mitochondrial outer membrane. The coding region runs from base 226 to 1578 and encodes 450 amino acids. Gene Ontology annotation, biological process: mitochondrial fission; mitochondrial membrane fission. The record is from RefSeq and is a predicted model, not a curated record.